AUGCAGUCAGCAGGAGGAGAUUCGACUCCAAAGCCCACAGGCGCGAGUUGCAUUUGUAGCGCCACGAAAUAUAUUUACAGCUUUCGGAGGAAGGAAUGGGUUGUGUCGGACACCAACGUUCAAAUCAUCAAACCACUCAAACCCUUUGCUAAGGGUGGCAUGCGGGUCUGUUAUGAGGUUGAGGAGAUCGAAGAUGACGGCAGCCGCACGCGCUGCAUCGCCAAGUUGUUCCUUAAGGUUGUGAGUGACGUGAAGGAAGAGGAUUAUUUCUGCGAAGGGGAAGCGCAGUGUCUCUGCGAAGAAUUUGCGAGCAACUUCAACAAGGCUCCCUUCCAUGGACCUAACAAACCGCGCAUAUCAUUCUUACAGUGUCAGGUGUUGCGUAUUAGUCGUAAUAUCAUCCCCCGCGAGUACCGCCGGCUGAAGGAUGGGUUCUUCUCCCACCGUACAGUCGACACAGGAGAUGUUCUUUUCGUGAUGGAACCCAAACUUGGGGGACACUUCACAAAGUAUAACAGCAACUACGGUGACGUCUAUGAGGAUGAUAAGCACUGCAAAACGGACUCCCAGAAACGGAAGCGUCAGCAUAUGUUGCACGUGGCUGAAGCUUUCUCUCAUUUCACUCUCGUAGAUAGUGUGGGCUCGAUGCUUUUGUGCGAUCUGCAGGGCGUCAAUGACUUGUUGACAGACCCGCAAAUUCACACGGAGGACGGUCGGGGCCUCGGGCUGGGAAACAUGGGCGUGGAGGGCAUUACGAAGUUUGUGGUCAAUCACAAAUGCAACGAAAUUUGCGAGGGUUUGGAUCUGAAGCCGCUGACAGGUGUGGUACCGGAGUCUAGUGAUGAAGCAAAGGAGUUAAAUGUUUAUGCGUACCUGCGGGCCCAACUCCGACAGGAUUUCAUUCCACCUCCUAAACCGAUAUCUGAGAUGACAGAAGAGGAAAAGUUUGAGCACGCCCUGCAGCUGUCCCGUGUCACUUACUGA
Molecule: messenger RNA, 984 nt
Organism: Trypanosoma brucei brucei TREU927
Lineage: Eukaryota; Euglenozoa; Kinetoplastea; Trypanosomatida; Trypanosomatidae
Product: myosin heavy chain kinase A, putative
Exons: 1
Coding region: 1-984 (327 amino acids)
Biological process (GO): protein phosphorylation
Molecular function (GO): protein serine/threonine kinase activity; ATP binding
Source: RefSeq, a predicted model, not a curated record